This is a messenger RNA of Colletotrichum graminicola M1.001, 1647 nucleotides long. RefSeq names its product MYND finger. Gene Ontology annotation, cellular component: nucleus. Bases 1 to 1647 code for a protein of 548 amino acids. The transcript has 3 exons. Lineage: Eukaryota; Fungi; Ascomycota; Sordariomycetes; Glomerellales; Glomerellaceae. The record is from RefSeq and is a predicted model, not a curated record. Gene Ontology annotation, molecular function: protein binding.
AUGGCCGUAAAUGACGGCAUCGAAGUCCGCGGCACCAAGGGCGGCGACAAGGGCGGCCGUUCCAUCCACGCAACCCGCCGUUUCAAGCCCGGCGACGUCAUCGCCUGCUUCGAAGAACCGGCCGUCGUGCUCCCGCCUGGCCACCGCGCGCUCGAGUACUGUAACCACUGUCUUAAGAAGCAGCAGCCGGGUGGUCCGAAGCUCCGGGCAUGUACGGGGUGCAAAACGGUGGCCUACUGCGGUCCAGCGUGCCAGCGGGCCAACUGGUCUCUGGUACAUAAACUCGAGUGCAAGGCCAUCCAGCGGCUGCACGAAAUCAAGCCAGCGGACGAGCCGGCCUGGGUGCCGACGCCGAUCAGGGCGGCGGCGCAGGUCAUGCUGCGACCGCAUGUGCUAGCGCAGUUCGGGGAGCUAGAGGGGCAUGUCGAGCAGUGGAGAAAGAAGAGUGAGACGGAUCUGCAGCUUCAGUCGCAUGGUGUUGUGAGGUGCCUUGGGUUGGACAUGGGCACUUUUGAAGCGCUAGAGGCAGCUUUUCAGGUUUUGUGCAAGCUUCAGACGAAUGCGUUCAGCCGGUCGGAGGAAUACUACGAAACUGGCGGUGUUUUCUUGGACACUACACUGGCCAUGAUCAACCACUCAUGUGUGCCAAAUGCGCUGGUUCAAUUUGGUGGCAGGACGGCUACACUCCGUUCCGCAUCGUUCAUACACCCUGGCAGUGAGAUUGAAAUCUCAUACAUUGACCAAACACAGCCCAAGAGCAGAAGACAACACGAACUCAGUCUUUACCACUUCGAGUGUCAUUGCAGCAAAUGCCAGCACGAUCUAGACGAAUACCAGGUCGCUAUGGCAGAUCCUGCGGUUGAGCUUAACACGCUCAGUGUCAUGCCCGAAAUUGAGAGACUCAAGAAUCCUCCCGGAGGUGGCAACUCUGAUCCCCUACAGGGAGCAGAGGUUAUGAAGCUCCAGAAUGUCUUCCCUGUGCUUCCUCGUAGUAUGAUGUCAAACGAGAAGCACAAAUGGCUGAGGAAAGCUUACAAGACAGCACUAUGGUUUCCCAAAGUUGGCAAAUACGCCAUCGAGCCAUUCGCACAGCUUGUGGAUGAGGCUGCUUUCUAUUUCGGCAAGGAUCGUAAUAACCACGAGUGCGCCUUGGCAAUCGCAUGCUUGUCAGCUUACGAGAUCGAGCCGUUCAAGCAUGUUAUCCCGUUUCACCCCCAGAGACUGAAGGGCUUGUCCUCAAUCGCAAUCGCGCUGUCCAAUACUGCGCCAAACCCAACCAAGCUCACGGAGCUCGCCCGAGACAUGGCCGAGACGAAGAGGCUUUCGAAAGCAGGUGUUAAGGUUCUAGAAAACCUGGACCAAGUCUCCUUGUGUCAGAUGGUUCUUGCGAUAAUCGAUAUGUGUAGCCAUCAAGCGCCGUCGGCCGACUGGGAAGUCGUUAUCUUGGCCAAGGGGAUGCUCAGCGAUAUUGAAAGUCUACCAGGCCGAGAAAAGGAGAACGCUUUAAUCAAUGCGUGGAGAAAGGACCCCAAGGAGAUGGAGGAUUUCUUCAAAUACAGUUUGACGGAGCCGAUCAAAACGCUGUCCGAGCUUGGGAAAGCUGUGUUAGAUGUAGACCUGGGCCAGGACCGCGAUUUAUCCACCUAA